This is a messenger RNA of Aspergillus viridinutans, 2985 nucleotides long. Its product is annotated as putative isoamyl alcohol oxidase. Bases 1 to 2985 code for a protein of 994 amino acids. Gene Ontology annotation, molecular function: oxidoreductase activity; carboxypeptidase activity; FAD binding. The transcript has 4 exons. Gene Ontology annotation, cellular component: fungal-type vacuole lumen. NCBI's taxonomy places the organism in Eukaryota, Fungi, Ascomycota, Eurotiomycetes, Eurotiales, Aspergillaceae. The record is from RefSeq and is a predicted model, not a curated record.
AUGGUGCCUAGCGUGCAAAGCCCUCAAGAUGGGCUCCUCCCGCCUCACAGGUUCACACAGGAUCAAUCAAUACGGCUGCGCCAGGCUGAUCGCCUUUCAAAAGCUGUCCAAAUCCCAACUCUAAUCAAAGAGCACAUGCAAGACCCUUAUAGUCAAGAAUUUGGUCCAUUUCUUGACUUUCACGGGCUUCUUCGAUCCUUUUUCCCCCUUAUGAUAGGUCUAGUCUUUACUUUAAAUGGGACUGAUCAAAGCCUCAAACCUCUUCUUUUCGCCGCCCACCAAGACGUUGUCCCUAUUGAUGAGCCCACUAAGUGGACCUACCCACCAUUUUCGGGGCAUUUCGACGGUGAAUGGCUCUGGGGCCGCGGAGCAAGCGACUGCAAAAAUCUGGUAAUUGGACUAUCCUCUGUGGUUGAGGAUUUAUUAGCCCAGGGAUGGUACCCAACCCGUACCGUUAUACUUGCCUUGGGCUUUGAUGAAGAGAUCCAGGGCCAGCUUGGUGCAAAGUCAAUUUCUUCCUUCCUUGAGCAAAAAUAUGGACGAUACAGCUUCGAAUUGAUCACAGACGAAGGUGGUAUGGGUAUUGUAACCCUUGCCAACGACGAAGGGGACGAUGACAUCGUUUACGCCCUUCCCGGGAUAAGUGAAAAGGGCAGUAUGAAUAUUUUCUUGGAUCUUCAAGUGCCGGGGGGGCACAGCUCUGUUCCACCGCCUCAUACAGGCAUUGGAAUAAUGUCUGAGGUCAUUUAUUUCCUCGAACGAGAAGAACUUUUUACGGCCCUGCUACCCAAGACACAUCCGACUCGCGAAAAGCUAGAAUGCCAGGUGAGAUACUCACCAAACUAUGUUGAAUCAUGGCUGGCAGACAUACUACAAUCCACCAACUAUGCGUUUGCAGCAGAGAAGCUGGCCUUCUCAAGGGGCCCUGAGUUUAGAUUUAUGCUGCAAACAUCGCAAGCGGCUGAUAUUUUCAACGGUGGUAUUAAAGCAAAUAAUCUGCCACAGAAUAUAUCAGCGUUGGUUAAUUAUCGGAUUGCCAUGCAUCAAACACCAGACACCAUCAAGUCUCGCGCUAUUCAGAUCAUUGCUCCUAUUGCUCGGAAACAUAACUUAACCUUAUUUGGCUUCCGGGAAGUCCCCAAAUCGAAAAGAGAUAACUAUCUACAACUGUCAACAGACAAGAUUGAGCUGCACCCGGCGCCCAUUAGCCCCACACAUGAUGCAGUUUGGACCCGAUAUAUAAACAACCAUCCCCUUGAUGCCGAAUGGCCUUCUACCGAAGAAUGGGCCGCGCUGAACGCAUCAAUCCAAGGAACCCUGAUCAAGACAGCCCCGGUUGCGUCGUCCUGCUAUCCCGGAAAUUCCUUUGGCUCGACUGAAAAUUGCACGAUCGUGAAGAAGUAUUGGCCAUAUGCUGCAUACCACUCCGCCUGGCCUGAGAGCGUCGAUUACUCAAUCUUUACCAACAACUCCUGCUUGCCCCCAGGUGUUGCAGGAUACACGGAGGGCCGGGGCUGUAGUAUCGGAGCUCUCCCACAGUAUAUUGUCAAUGCUACCACUGAGGAGCAGGUAGCCAAGGCAAUGCAGUGGGCGUCCAAACGAGAUAUCCGUAUCGUGGUGAAGGGAACAGGUCAUGACCUCAGCGGACGAUCUACCGGCGUAUAUUCGCUGUCGAUCUGGACGCACAACUUUAGGCACAUCGUCCAUCGACCUUCAUGGCCUGUGCCUGCCUCUAACCGCACUGCGAACGUCGUGAUCAUUGGGAGCGGCAACACCUGGGGAUCUAUAUACACUGCCGUUCAUGAACUCAACCGCACCGUCGUCGGCGGGGAGGACGCCACAGUAGGGCCUGGUGGGUUGAUUCAGAACGGGGGCCACGGUCUGCUUUCCAGCCACUACGGACUGGCUUCAGAUCAGGUAUACCAAGUCACAGUUAUAACUACGGAUGGCCGUCGCCUAGUGGCCAACCAUGUGGAAAAUGAAGAUCUCUUCUGGCCUGUCCGAGGUGGUGGUGGAGGCCAGUUCGGGGUUGUCACCGAGUUUGUUCUCAAGACAUACCCUGUACCUGCGAACGUUGUCACCGGCGGUCUUUCUUUCUAUCCCAACCACGGUAUGAAGGCGAGUGAGUUCGCCUCAUGGGAUGCCUUUGCGGUAACCGCACGCAUGAUUCCAGACCUGAUGGACUUGGGCUUGACGGGGACUGUCACGGCAUUGACGAAGGAGGGAGCCAUUAUGCUUACCGGUGUCAACGAGACGAUCCAGGGUGUGGCAGUCACCAUCGGCCUCAUUGGAUACAACAUGACAACGAAACAAAUGAACUCCACCCUUCACCACGUCGCAGCGCGCAUCACAAAUUACCACAAUUCAAGCGCCCUUUCACUGUCAUAUCAGCCGCCCUCAGCUCAGAGCUAUUGGACCUUCGCGAAACCCGACCCCAUGGCCAGCAAGGCCUCUGGCGCUAGUAGUUCCAUGAGCAGUCGCCUUCUGGGCCGUCGAGAGCUCACCGAGCUCCCGAAAGCCAAUCUAAUCACCUAUCUCCAACAAGUCCUUACAUCCCAGGACCCGGAAAAGGGUGCAAUGCUCCUCCUCGGCCUGCAGGGGGGUCGAGGACCAGCCACCAGGCCACCAGAAAUGCGCGGUAGUGUGCUCCCCGCCUGGCGCUCCGCAUACGUCCACGCCAUGCUCUACGGUGCAUCGAUCAACGACACUGCAGAUCCAGCCGAGGCCCCGGCGACGGCCGCAGAAUGGUAUGAGUCGGCCAUAGAGCCGGUUUGGAGGCGAUGGGCCCCGGAGACGGGCUCUUACAUGAACGAAGGGAACGCUUUCAGUACGAGCUGGAAGAAGGACUUCUAUGGCGAGAACUAUGACCGUCUCCUUGCGAUUAAACGCAAGUAUGACCCAGACGAGAGCCUUUUCGUUUGGAGUGGUGUUGGGAGUGAUAGCUGGGAUUAUGAUUUACGGAGUGGGCUGCUUUGUCGGAGGUAG